AUGGCGCCGAUUACCCUCGAAUCCGAGCCCAGCUACCUCCCGCUAGCCUUGGCGCUGUCGCAUGCGGUCGCCGUCGUCUACCUCUCGUCCAAGGUCGGCCGGACUCUGUAUCGCGCCCAUCGAGAGCUCGGCCCCGCCCAGGACACGCGCCAUCGGUCCGCCCAGCGCUCCAACCUCACCAUCGUCUUUGCGAGCCUCGCGGUCCUAGGUUUUGUGCUCGCCGCGACCUCUGCCCUCAGCUACCUCAGCCUGUCGUACCAGACAUGGGCCGACGAGAGGGGUGUUGCCGUCCCCAAGAGCCCGUCUGAACUCUCCUUCUGGGGCCGCGACGCCGCUGGCACCAAUGCCGCAAGCCUGCAUCUCGCCUGCUGGCUGAGCGAUACCCCCAUCCACCUCGAUGCCCUCGAGAUCCUGGCCGAGAGGGCUCGCUGGCUGUGGUGGGGACAGCAGCUCGAUGUUGCCACCGUCUCCUGGAUGACGCUUCUUGCAAUCGAGGGCCGCCGCCGCAAGAUCCCCCACCUCUGGGCUUAUGCCUUGCUCGCCCAUCUUGUCGGCCUGUCGUUUGCCCAGAACUUAUUCUACGUAGCCAUGCUCUUGACCCCGUCGCCAUUCUCGGGCACGCAGUCGAGACUUGAACGCCUCGUGAACCGGGCACUGCCCCCAAAACCCGACAACUGGUGGCCCAAGCCAAUUCUGUUCUUUGUGCCCCUGACCCUCAACUAUGGCGCCAUCUUCUGGCUCCCCUAUGCCGUGGGCACUGCUUCGUUUCCCGUGACAGCCGUCCUGGCUAGGGUCCUGACCUUUGCUCCGCUCGCCUUGCCCGCUGUCGUGCCCGAAUCCUGGGGCGUGGUAUACCCUGACCCGCAUGGUGUCUACGGCACCUUUAACAAGCUCUUCCAGUUCAUGACGGCUGCGGGCCUGGUCGUGCAUGCCAAGGCGACGGCCGUUGGUCUCUGGCAUAAUAUGCCCGAGACCUACAAACACCGCCACAGCAUCAAGAUACCGCUCGACACUGAGAAGCGGUCGAAAUGGGAGCGCAGCGCGACUGCAGUCGAGAAAGUCCUAGGCUCAAUGACGGACCAUCCCGCAGUCACCGGCGCCGGAAGAGACGUCUUGAUGUGCGGCUUGAGCCUUGGCCUCUGGGUGGCUGUCCGCGCUACGGACACCGGCAACAUGCUCCAGUCGAUCGUGCCCGGUUAUAAGGCGGCAUCGGGCUUGCAGCCAGCGGACCCGCCCCAGCUGCCUGUCAAGGCCGAUUCGCCUGCUGCCGGGGGACAGAAGCAGGCGUCUACGUGCUCUUCUACUGCUUUACGGCGCCGGGCCAACUUGAGCGUCUCCAGCAUCAGCAGCUCUAACAGCCCUGCCGAUAAAGGAUCGCAGACUCCCAAACGGCGAGGCCGCCCGCGCGAGGUCAAGGCAGACCCAGAUCCCGAUCCAGAGGAUGUCCCUGGCGACAAAACAUACGAGCCCGACGCCGAUGUCAGGGCAAGCGCUACGCUUGGCGAUGUCGCCCCAGAUGACGACUUUGAUUGGGAAGCCGGGUCGCUCGCAUGGGCCUUGACAGCUCUGGGAGGACUUGGGACUGGAUCGUCUGCUGUUUUCGGCGCAGAGUCUAUCUCGCGCUGA
Messenger RNA from Lasiosphaeria miniovina, 1626 nucleotides. RefSeq lists its product as uncharacterized. NCBI's taxonomy places the organism in Eukaryota, Fungi, Ascomycota, Sordariomycetes, Sordariales, Lasiosphaeriaceae. The transcript is spliced from 3 exons. The record is from RefSeq and is a predicted model, not a curated record. The coding region runs from base 1 to 1626 and encodes 541 amino acids.